This is a messenger RNA of Pundamilia nyererei, 1235 nucleotides long. RefSeq names its product vitamin K-dependent protein C-like. The record is from RefSeq and is a predicted model, not a curated record. The coding region runs from base 50 to 970 and encodes 306 amino acids. Gene Ontology annotation, biological process: proteolysis. Gene Ontology annotation, molecular function: serine-type endopeptidase activity. The transcript is spliced from 5 exons. NCBI's taxonomy places the organism in Eukaryota, Metazoa, Chordata, Actinopteri, Cichliformes, Cichlidae.
CUUUCUUUCCCAUUCCUGCUCAGUGGCGUUCCCCUGCGGCCGUCAGCAGAUGGAGGCUUUGGAUCGAGGUCGCUCUCUGCUGAGUUCCUUGGAGACAGACGAUGCCACGUGGGAUUACAAUGCAACAGACAGCUGGCUACCUGAACUUAAUUCAACAGAGGUGUGGACAGCGAACGCAACAGGGAGAGGAGGGAACCUGACGGACAGUGGAGGGGCAGGAGGUAGCGAGAUGCAGCCUCGUGUUGUGGGUGGAUCCCUGGAGAGGAGAGGAGGGAGCCCCUGGCAGGUUCUGAUCCACAGGUCUGACGGCUUCGGUUUCUGCGGAGGGACUCUGGUAUCUGACCGAUGGGUCGUUUCUGCCGCUCACUGCUUUGAAGAGUCUGCAGACCACAUUACGAUAGGUGACUACGACAAGCAGCGUCCCGAUCCAGGCGAGCAGCAGAUAAAGAUCCAGAAGGUCAUCAUUCAUCCUCACUUCCACGCCUUCACCUUCGACAGCGACCUCGCUCUGCUCUAUCUCGCCCGGCCUGUUCAGAGGGGCCCCACCGCAGUCCCCGCCUGCCUCCCCGACACCCACCUCUCCAAAUACCUGCUGAAGGAGGACAACCACGGCGUGGUGACGGGCUGGGGGGCCACCGAGUACCUGGGCCGCUCCUCGAGGUUCCUGAGGAAGGUGACACUCCCAGUGGUCGGCUACAAAGACUGCAUCAGCACCACCGAGCAGGUGAUCACAGACAACAUGUACUGCGCAGGUUACCUGGAGGCCAGUAAGGACGCCUGCAGCGGGGACAGCGGAGGGCCGUUUGUGGUGAACUACAGGGGGACCUGGUUCCUGACCGGGGUCGUCAGCUGGGGGGAGAAAUGUGCCGCCCGUGGCAAGUACGGUGUCUACACCCGACUGGGCAACUUCCUCAACUGGAUCCGAGACACAAUGGAGAGACGGGACGUGAACGGCACUGGGAGCCCGUGAAGCCCCGAGAGCCAAGCGUGCCCGGUUUCAUGUGAGGGGAUUAUGGGAUACCGAGUGAGCUGCAACCACCUUCAAACCGACUCUGAACACUGCUGCCACACUGACGCCAUAAAGGGAUCUGCUGCAGUAAUAGUACAGCGAGUAUGCAUAGUGAGUACUUUAAUACCACAGAGGGUAUCACCCUGAGAUUUAAAGCAAUGCUGUGAAGGAGCAUGCAGUAAAUCUGUUGCUGUGUUUGUCUAUGAAUAAAUGUCAAGGAGCAAAA